Molecule: messenger RNA, 435 nt
Organism: Drosophila busckii
Lineage: Eukaryota; Metazoa; Arthropoda; Insecta; Diptera; Drosophilidae
Product: larval cuticle protein 65Ag1
Exons: 1
Coding region: 21-332 (103 amino acids)
Cellular component (GO): chitin-based extracellular matrix
Molecular function (GO): structural constituent of chitin-based larval cuticle
Source: RefSeq, a predicted model, not a curated record
UGGCAUAAUCAUUGAACAAUAUGAAGUGCGUACUGAUCUUCAUCGGCCUGUGCCUAGCGUUGACGGCUGCUGCUCCUGGCGGCGAGCCUGCGGAUAUUGUAGAGCAAACUGUGGAUGUGCUCCCCGAUGGCUACAAGCUCUCGCUGGAGACUAGCGAUGGCACCAAGCGCAAAGAGCAUGCAACACUCAAAAAUGCCGGCACCGAAGAUGAAGCUAUUGCUGUGCAGGGCUCCUACUCCUAUGUGGGUGACGAUGGUGUCACAUAUUCCGUGAGCUUCACCGCCGAUGAGAAUGGAUACCAGCCACAGGGUGCUCAUCUGCCUCACGUGUAAAGUGUCCUGAGCAUGGAGUCUUAGAUUAAGUUACAGCUGCUGAUUGGCUGAUUGUUAAAAUAUACAUAUAUAUAUAUAUGAGAAGCAUUUCAGAAAACGAAAA